CCAAUUAUAUUAAGUCCACUGUUUCAUAGUUAAUAAUUAUGCUUAAAUAAUAUUGAGUGAUUAUUGUUUUAAUUAAUACCUACUGCAAUGUGUGUCUAUUCAGAUAUUUGGCUACUGGUUCUAACUUUUCGACUUUACACUUCGAAUUUUUAAUUGGAAUAUCUACAAUAUCAAAUAUCGUACGCGAAACUUGUGAUAUAAUAUGGAAAGUAUUACAACCAAUUGAAAUGGCACAACCAACUAUUGACGAUUGGUUAGACAUUGCAGCCGGAUAUUUCGAGAAAGCUCAGUUUCCAAAUUGCGUCGGUGCCGUAGAUGGCAAACAUAUACGUUUGGAAUGUCCCAAAAACAGUGGGACAUUGUAUUAUAAUUACAAACAUUAUUUUUCACUCAUCCUGAUGGCAAUUUGUGAUUCUAAUUACUGUUUUAGAAUCAUAGAUGUGGGUUCCUACGGCAAGGAAAGUGACUGUAAUGUCUUCAAACGAUCAGUGUUUGGUAAAAAAUUAUACGGAAAUAAUUUAAAUUUGCCACCCAAAAUUUGUUUACCUGGUGAUGAUAAUGGUAUUCCUCAGCCUUAUGUAAUAGUCGCUGAUGAAGCAUUUGCGUUACAUACAAAUUUAUUGCGACCUUUUCCCGGCAGAUCAUUAAAUGACGACAGAAGAAUUUUCAAUUACAGGUUAUCAAGGGCUCGACAACAUAUAGAAUGUUCUUUUGGAAUAUUGUCGAAAAAGUGGAGAGUUUUUCAAACAAGUUUACUGGUUGAACAUGAUUUUGCUGUCGCUGUGACAAAAGCAUGUUGUGUGCUACACAAUUUCGUUCGGCGUAGAGAUGGCAUCAACAAUGAUGAUAUCCUUAGUUGUACAAUGGACGAUUUAACAAGCCGUAGAACGGGAAAUCCGCCAACAAAUGCCAAAGAAGUUCGAGAAUACUUUGUUAAGUAUUUCAACGCUCCACAACAUGCACUUAAGUGGCAAAACAAAGUCAUUGGAAAAUAAUAUUGUUAUUAGAAUAUUUUAUAUUUAUUUUUUUUAGUUUUUACAAGUCUGCAUAAUAGACAAUAG
Messenger RNA from Aphis gossypii (cotton aphid), 1061 nucleotides. RefSeq lists its product as uncharacterized. The transcript has a single exon. Lineage: Eukaryota; Metazoa; Arthropoda; Insecta; Hemiptera; Aphididae. Bases 228 to 995 code for a protein of 255 amino acids. The record is from RefSeq and is a predicted model, not a curated record.